AUGGAUGAGCCGGAACUUCGUCGGAGAAAGCAGGAGCCCUCUCUUGAUCAGCCUGCGCCUACUGAUGGCCACGAUACGGAGCCACGCCUGAAACAUGGCAUUCCAAUGCAACUUCUGCGGUCUUUGCUGUUGGCAACGUGGUUUGACUGUUGUUGCGUCGUGAUUGUAGUGACCCAGAUCGUUGGAUCGCCGCUCUAUCUUAUCAAUAAAGACUAUUAUUACGGCUACAUGGCCUUUACCAAGCAAUCGUUCGGCUUGGUGAUCACCGCCCUCACCCAAUGGGGCUGUCCGACUUACGUUCGAGUCAGCGGAGACCAGAGCGUGCGCGGUCAGAUCCAUCUGACCAGAAACGGUCGGUUGAAGACGCAAUUCCCGGAGCGUCUGGUAAUGAUUGCCAACCACCAAGUCUAUACCGACUGGGUUUAUCUGUGGUGGGUGGCUUAUACGAACACGAUGCACGGCCGCAUCUUUAUUAUCCUCAAAGAGUCUUUGAAAUACAUUCCCAUUGUCGGGCAGGGCAUGAUGUUCUACGGAUUUAUUUUCAUGGCGCGCAAAUGGCUCUCCGACAAGCCGAGGCUGCAACAUCGCCUGGAGAAGCUCAAGACCCGGCAUACGGGCUCCCAAUCUGACUCCCCCGAUUAUGACCCUAUGUGGCUCCUGAUCUUCCCCGAAGGGACCAACCUGUCGAUCAACACCAAACGUCGCAGUGAUGCUUACGGCCAGAAGCAAGGACUUUCGCCCUUGAGCCACGUGCUUCUCCCACGGUCGACAGGGCUUUUCUUCUGCCUGCAACAGCUCAGAGGGACGGUUGAUUGGGUAUAUGACUGCACUGUUGCCUACGAGGGACCUCCAAAGGGCAGCUAUCCCGAUAAGUACUUCACGCUACGAUCAACCUAUCUGCAGGGAAGGCCUCCGACCUCUGUCAACAUGCACUGGAGACGGUUUGCCGUGUCCGACAUCCCUCUCGAUGACCAACAAGAAUUCGAUGACUGGCUAAGAGCUCGAUGGACCGAGAAGGAUCAAUUGAUGGACGAAUUCUUCGAAACGGGGCGGUUCCCCUCCGAGCUAGCCGGGACAAUCGACGCCAGCGCGGUAUCUCCGGCGCAACAGACGGCCGCUUCUGCCGGUUACGCGGAGGCGCAUGUGCGCCUCGGCCAUUGGCAUGAAAUCGGGCGGAUAUUUGGGGUGCUGGCCGGCGUUGCACUCCUGUGCAGGCUGCAGUUCUGGGGCUUGGGGUACGGCAGUAAUUGA
Molecule: messenger RNA, 1251 nt
Organism: Aspergillus affinis
Lineage: Eukaryota; Fungi; Ascomycota; Eurotiomycetes; Eurotiales; Aspergillaceae
Product: lysophospholipid acyltransferase family protein
Exons: 2
Coding region: 1-1251 (416 amino acids)
Cellular component (GO): endomembrane system
Molecular function (GO): acyltransferase activity
Source: RefSeq, a predicted model, not a curated record